This is a messenger RNA of Fusarium oxysporum Fo47, 1693 nucleotides long. RefSeq lists its product as uncharacterized. The record is from RefSeq and is a predicted model, not a curated record. Lineage: Eukaryota; Fungi; Ascomycota; Sordariomycetes; Hypocreales; Nectriaceae. Bases 231 to 1379 code for a protein of 382 amino acids. The transcript is spliced from 3 exons.
AUGCCUUUGUUCCCUUCCACAUGCCAAGAAGAAGCUUGGACCAUCACAUCCCCCCAACCUCGCGCCUCAGCGGGCUCCCCUUCCCUUAGCAAUUUCUACCUACACUAUCAAUUUUCCCAUUGAUCCAGCCGUUGCCUUAACAGCGUCUAACCAUCUACAGUCGCGUUGCCGCCUUGUAACCCAUCACUCUUUGUCACGUCGACAAUUACUCUAUUUCCGUUGAAUUCAGAAUGAAUAGUAAAAAUUGGAAUGAUAGAGCUGACAAAGACUUGUUCUUUACUAUUCUCUCUGUCAAGAACAUUGGCGUCAUAAGCGGCUCAGAAUGGACCACCAUUGGUAACCAUAUGAGAAGUCUGGGCUAUGGCUUCACCAAUGAAGGCUGCCGACAACAUUUUCAGGGGCUUCGCAGAGCUCAGAAUAAGGCAGAGACAGCUGGACCCAAUGGCGAUAUUGUACGCAGGAAUGAUCCGACAAUGAAUCCGAUCACCCGUCGUCCCGGCCCUGGAAGAGGUCGGCCCAGGAAACAGCCUCCUGUUCCUGUUCCUGGAGCUGGAGAAAUCCCCUCCGAUCAGCCUAUGCCAGUUGGUAUCGUUCCCGGGCCCAACUCCGUACCUCCUUACCCCCAUCCUCAUCCCCAGGCAGUCCAAUCUUAUGGUGUUCCUGCUGGCAAUCAUCAAACUGGCGCUCAUCUGCCAGCUCAAGGUGCUGCACAGCCUGGCAACAUCUCUCCUGCGACUCCUACUCAACAAGUUCCUCCCCCAAGCAAUACACCUCAUGUUCAGGGCCCGAUAACUUACCCAAGUCCCCCUCGUGCCCCUGACACUCCUCAGGCGCCUGCUCAUCUUCAUCCUCUUCAGCAUGCACAAUCCGUUCAACCUGGUCAACAGCCUCAACCCGGGCAGCAACCUCCGCCUGGCCAACAGCUCCAGUCAGGUUUUCAACCUCAACCAGAUCAACAGGACGAACCUGAACAGGCUUCACAGCCAACUGCACAGCCUCAGCCACAGCAGGAAAGCUCAACUGAAUACCAAUCUCAGGAUGUUUCCCAGGAAGCCCCUCGGGAGGCCCGUGAAGCGACUGAUGCAAGUGCUGCAUCUCAACAUGCGCCGGUUGAGCAGAACGACGACUCUCAAGCUGCUUUAACCUCGGAGCAGCUGCAACAUGCCAACGAGGAUAUCGAUGCUGAUGGCGACGCCGAUGGUGACGCUGACGGCGAAGCGGAUAUCGAUAAUGAUGAGCCGGCCGCUAAACGGCCACGGUUAAGUUCGCCUGAGCCCCCUAAGGAUACCGAUAUGGAUGAUGAAGCUGUCUUGGCCUUGGCGGCCCAUAAUGGGUCGACAGAUUUUGCUUCCGAUUUUGCUACUUAUGGUGAGGCAUAGCCACCGACUUUGCUUGUAGAAUAACAUUGAUACCACGGGCAUUGGCGUUAGAGACUAGGAGUUUCUUAAAUGGCCUUUGCAUUUGCAAGGGAUGGGAUACAAAUGAGCAAGCGAGGACUGGAUUUUUGUAGGAUAUACCAGAACAUUCUGGCUGUGUGUAUAAUAUGAAAGAAAAAGAGCUGAGACUUGGUUAGCAGAAGCAAGAGCUGGAGUCUCUUAGUUGGGAGCGUACAUCAUUGCUCUCGGUCAUGUCGAAAGUUCAGUCGUAGAUAGGACAGUAACAAUGCCAAACUUGUAGAGUGUUUCUAUUGUCA